AUGAACACUCGAAAAACAAUCAUUCUUCUUCUGUUUAUGCUUAUCGCCAUCUCCUUAACGAUCAUCUUCACGUUGAUGCUUCAGCCACAAACUAUGUUUCUAGGAGAAGAAUUCGACGUGCGUGUGAUCAACAGCUUCAGAGACAACUCUUCUCUCCCUCUAGUUAUCUGGUGCACUUCGCCGCAAGGAGAUCUCGGUGGUCGUGCGCUUCAAGAAGGUGAUGACUUCGAAUGGACGGCCAAGAUCGAUUUGUGGUCAUGGAUGGCAGAGUACACAUGUACAAUGAAGUGGGAUUCAAAGAGGAAACAGUUCGAGGCGUUUAAGGUUUCUAGAGACAGCAAUAGAUGUGGAUCUACUAAGAAGUGUUCUUGGUCCGUUAGAGAAGAUGGAUUUUAUUUUAGUAGUGAUGAGGUUUAUUGGACCAAGGAUUUUUCUUGGUUAUAA
Arabidopsis thaliana (thale cress) is the source of this 444-nucleotide messenger RNA. RefSeq names its product Plant self-incompatibility protein S1 family. The record is from RefSeq and is marked reviewed. Gene Ontology annotation, cellular component: extracellular region. The coding region runs from base 1 to 444 and encodes 147 amino acids. NCBI's taxonomy places the organism in Eukaryota, Viridiplantae, Streptophyta, Magnoliopsida, Brassicales, Brassicaceae. The transcript has a single exon.